Messenger RNA from Parathielavia appendiculata, 2027 nucleotides. RefSeq names its product thiamine diphosphate-binding protein. Gene Ontology annotation, biological process: L-valine biosynthetic process. Bases 95 to 1891 code for a protein of 598 amino acids. The record is from RefSeq and is a predicted model, not a curated record. Gene Ontology annotation, cellular component: acetolactate synthase complex. Gene Ontology annotation, molecular function: acetolactate synthase activity; flavin adenine dinucleotide binding; thiamine pyrophosphate binding. Lineage: Eukaryota; Fungi; Ascomycota; Sordariomycetes; Sordariales; Chaetomiaceae. The transcript is spliced from 3 exons.
CGUUGCCUUCAACCCACUACAGCCAUGCUAAAGUCACCUCGUACAUUAUUUGGUUACCUGCGUGUCUUUGGAACGGGUUUUACGUACUCACACUAUGUCUCGCGACGACCUUUACGGCAGCGAUGUCAUGUUCCGGCAGCUCUCCGAACUCGGCAUCCGUUACUUCGCUCUUGUCCCCGGCUCCACCUUCCGCGGUCUCCACGACAGCAUCGUCAACUUCAGCUUGGACGGUGACAGGACCAGGCCCGAAAUUAUCCUCUGCUUGCACGAGGAGCACUCGGUAGCCAUUGCCCAUGGGUACGCAAAAGUGGCUGAGAGCCCAAUGGCGGCGGUCGUUCACGACGCCGUGGGCCUCAUGCAUGCAACCAUGGCCAUUUACAAUGCCCAUUGCGACCGCAUGCCGGUGCUUGUAGUGGGCGGAACUGGCCCGCUCGACGCGAACCGUCGCCGCCCAUGGAUCGAUUGGAUACAUACCACAGGAGACGAAGCCGCCCUCAUUCGACCCUUUGUCAAGUUCGACGACCGGCCAGGCUCGGUACAGGCGGCGUUGCAGAGUCUUAUUUCGGCCACCAUCGCAGCCGAUCGAAUCCCCAAAGGCCCGGCCUAUGUCUGUCUCGACUCACCGUUGCAGGAAGAGAAAAUAACGUUACAGGGACCUGGAGCCGUCAAGCUUCCGGACACCCGGCGGUACUUGAGAGCGACACGGGCGCUUCCCCGCCCGUCACACCGGGACUUAUCCGUGAUCCUGUUAGCUAUUCACGUGGCUAAGAGACCACUUUUCCUCUUCGGCCGCGUCGACCGCGCCAAGUCGAGCUGGAACAACAGGGUCAAGCUGGCUGAGCGGUACAAUGCCCGUGUCUUGACCGACCUCAGAGUGGCCGCCGCCUUCCCAACCCAGCACCGCCUGCACGCAGCCCCACCAGCGGAGUUUCUCACCCCACAGCAAGUCGAGGUGAUCCGAUCUUCCACUCUUAUCGUCUCGUUUGACUGGGUUGAUCUGGCUGGAACUUUGAAGACGGCCUUUUACGAAGAUGGGCUCGGUGAAGCGCCCGAGGAAGGGGUACGCGUGGUGCACAUCUCGCUCGACGACCCAGCCAUCCACGACGGAUGGACCAAGACGCACUUCGCCUGGCCACCCCUCGACAUUGCCGUGUCAGCUGACGUGGACGAAACCGUAAGCGCCUUGCUAGAUACACCGCACGAGACACCAGCCCGGUCAGAUUCUCCCUCCUUCGGCCCCCUGUCAGCCAGCAUUACCACCACUACUCUUCCUGCUCAACAGCCCAGCGACAUGAACCCCAGCAAAAUCUUCAUCAGCGACAUCGCCCACACCCUCUACAAGGCAAUUUCACCGGACGACGUGUCCAUCUUGCGCGUCCCCAUAAGCUUCAAAGGCGGCGAUCUCCUUGCAACCCACCCCCUGUCCUACCUAGGCCGCGACGGUGGCGAGGGCGUCGGCUCGGGGCCAGGGAACGCCGUGGGAUCGGCCCUCGCGAUGAAAGACUCCAACUAUGGCCUAGUUCCCGUCGCAAUUCUCGGCGACGGCGAUUUCCUGAUGGGCUCUUCGGCCCUCUGGACAGCGGUGCACCACAAGAUUCCACUGCUGAUUAUCGUCGCGAAUAACAAGGCUUACUAUAAUGACACACGGCAUCAGGCUGAGGUUGCGCGGCAGCGGGGGAGGCUCGUGGAGAAUGCUGGUAUGAGCACGACAAUUGACAAUCCAGCGCCUGAUGUGACCCAGCUGGCGGCGUCGUUGGGCGCGGUAACGGUGGGGGAUGGGUUGGUUGAGAAAAAGGAGGAGUUGGAAGGAGUGUUCCAGAGAGCGGUAGCGGCGGUUCGCGACGGAAACGUAGUGGUGGUUGAUGUUUUCGUCGAGGAAGGUCAGCCGUGAAAGUGACGAAGGACUGGAUGGGUUGUUGAGUAGACACCCAACUCUAAGCAGGUCCUACACUGUCUCAGCUUUUACGCCAGAAGAUUCGAGAGACUGAGUGUAUUACGUUAACGUAUAUUAUCAGCGAGUGAGCCAU